UGCGCGGCAAUGCUCGAAGCCAAUCUGUGUACUGACAAGAGUUACAGAUGGUGCUCUUAUGUCCUACUGCAUUUGCAAAAUGUCGUCUGUCGAGGCAACUCCGAAACCUUUAAGGGUAUCUCCACUAAUUAAAUUUAGUCGAUGGACUCUUUUGUUAGCUGGAGUUGUUUAUGGAGCUUAUCAUCAUAAUAGAUUCAGUAAAAAAGAAGAAGCUCUUCGUGAGAAAGCACUGAGAGAGAAACCUAUGCGAGAUGCAAAACUUGCAGCAGAGAAGAAACAACGAAUGAUAGAUGAAGCCAAGUUCCUGGAUGAUCUUAUCAAUGUGAAAACAUAAAAAGGAUUGUUUCUUCACUGUUAGUCUACUUGGUCAUUAUUAAUAAAUUAAUGUCUACUUAUUUACUGAAUAAAAUGUUCAUUACGUAAAUUUAGAAUCUGUAAUAGAUGUUAAACAUAUACUUUCCACUGUGUACAUUUCAAAUAAAAUUCUUUACAUGUUAAAUUGCAA
Molecule: messenger RNA, 505 nt
Organism: Hylaeus anthracinus
Lineage: Eukaryota; Metazoa; Arthropoda; Insecta; Hymenoptera; Colletidae
Gene: ATPsynE
Product: ATP synthase subunit e, mitochondrial
Exons: 3
Coding region: 59-334 (91 amino acids)
Biological process (GO): proton motive force-driven ATP synthesis
Molecular function (GO): proton transmembrane transporter activity
Source: RefSeq, a predicted model, not a curated record